GGCACGGCACGGCGCAGCGCGGACUCGGUUCCCGGGGAUUAGAGAGGAUACGGAGGAGCGGAGUGGACACGGAGGCCUCGACAGCAGCAUCAUUUCUUCUCCACGCGAUACAGGACGGGGGAGCGCGCCCACCGUGCUGCGGGUGUAUGAGUCUGUCUCCCGGUUUGGAUCACGAUGAUGCAAAGUGCGGCGGUUCUACCGACAGAGAGUCCCGUGAAGAGUUUACCGGAGAUCCUCGGAGUGCCACUGCAACAGAUCCCUCAGUGUGCGGGCUGCAGUCAGCACAUCCUGGACAAGUUCAUCCUGAAGGUGCUGGACAGACACUGGCACUCCAAGUGCCUCAAGUGCGCAGAUUGUCAGACUCCGCUGGCGGACAAAUGCUUCUCCAGGGCUGGAAGCGUUUACUGCAAGGAGGACUUCUUCAAGCGUUUUGGGACGAAAUGCGCGUCGUGCCAGCAGGGCAUCCCUCCCACGCAGGUGGUGCGGAAGGCGCAGGACUUCGUGUAUCACCUGCACUGCUUCGCCUGCAUAAUGUGCAGCAGACAGCUGGCCACCGGGGACGAGUUUUACCUCAUGGAGGACGGGAGGCUGGUGUGCAAGGUGGACUAUGAGACGGCCAAGCAGAACGACGACUCCGAGGCGGGGACCAAGCGGCCGAGGACCACCAUCACCGCCAAGCAGCUGGAGACCCUCAAAAGUGCCUACAAGAACUCGCCCAAGCCGGCACGCCACGUCAGGGAGCAGCUGUCCUCGGAGACGGGGCUGGACAUGAGAGUGGUGCAGGUUUGGUUCCAGAACCGGCGAGCGAAGGAAAAGCGUCUGAAGAAAGAUGCAGGUCGACAUCGCUGGACUCAGUUUUACAAAAGCGUCAAACGCAGCCGAGGAGGAACCAAAGUGGAGAAGGAGAGCUCAGCCGACGACGCCGGCCUCAGCGACAGCGAGCUGAGCUUCAGAGACGACCAGGUCCUGUCCGAUCUGGGCCACACCAACGGACUCUACGGCAGCGUGGGUGACAUGACAAACACCGCGGUUCUGAACGGCGGCUUCUCGGUGGACGCGGCGGGGCAAACCUACCACGACAUCCGGGCAGGAAGCCCCUACGGCCUCCCACAGUCGCCCUCCUCCAUCGCCUCGCUGCCGGGCCACACCCCGCUCCUCAACAACCUGGGCUUCACCAUGGACAGUCUGGUGGCGCCGGGCGGCCCGGUCGGCGUGGGCCAGGCUCUGAGGGCCAUGGCGGGAGGCCCCACCUCGGAUCUCUCCACGGGCAGCAGUACGGGAUACCCCGACUUCCCCACCAGCCCGGCCUCGUGGCUGGACGAGAUGGACCAUUCCCAGUUUUGAGCCUGCGGGGCGGCUUUUUACGUUUCCCUCCAGGACUGUCGGUGAGAAAGCGGCCGGGUCGAGGUGUGGUAGCAGUGAAGAACACCUCCGUGCUGAAUGUUCAAUCUCAACACUGUAUCAUACGAUUUUCGUUGACUUUAUUUUCUUGGUUCACUCUCUGAAAAUGAGACUGGAUUUCCGAUACGUCGGCGGAUUAAACUCGCCGGGGGGAGAUAACGUCGUCGCAUCGAAGUCUCCUCUGAGACCCUGGAGGCACCUGCAUGCUUCUGAUUCAUAACGAGUAGGACUUGCUGUCUGGUCAUAUCGAAGCCUUCACAUUGGCGAUGCACUUUACUCUCCUCUUCUUUUUCUACGUGUGCGGACAGGAAGGCAAGAGGCCGAGAGAGAGCGGGAGGAGAGACGUAUGCACAAGGCAAAAACACGGCGUUUCAUUUUGGGGAGGGAAAAUUUACAAGAACAGUGGCACAAGUGUGAAUUUUGAACCAUGCUGACGUUUUUUAAAUGUAUCGCUGAAGCUUACAAGUUGUUAGGGAAGUACCUGGUCCGUCCGUCCGUCUGUUCGUAGAAGCUCCCCCUGUCUGGACGAGGGUGAACACCGUUUAGCUACACAGCAGGUCUCUCUUCUAUAUUUAUAGGUGCUUGACUUGUUCUCGUCUGUGUAAAAGCUGCCUGAGAGGACGUCUGUCAGUAUUAAAUUAUCUCAGACUCGCCAGGAAUCAAAGUGUUUUGAGGACAGUCGAGACGUUUAAAGUUUUUCGAUUCAUUUAUCCCCCCUUUUUUAAAAAAUGCACAGAUGUGUGAGGUUUCCAUUCCUUUUGCAGAGGAAGCUAAGGCACCAUUUUGACACCAAUGAGUAUUAGCAGAUUUAAAAAAAAAAAAAAAAAAAGCUCUUCCGUUGCUUCGGUCUGAUCCAGAGUCUGACCUCUCGGUAAUCUACUCGCUUCGCCUGCGAUCAACCUACUUACUGCCCCCAGAUGUGCAGUCGGCCUGUUGUCCUGCGGCCUCGUGUCAGGGGGAUUAAUGCCGACGUUCAGGGCUCAAAUCACAGUUCAGGCGACUUCAGCUGCAUCUUAAAACCUCCAAUGAUGACUUUUCAUUUGACCUGUUGCGCAUGAAAGCGGCUGUUUUGAUUUAAGGGAAAAUUUGCUUAAAACACGUCAUCUGAAUCGGUUCUUAUUUAUCACAUGGGCACCUUUUUGCAAAGACAUUUGCCAAGUUUUUCCCCUUUUCUUUGUUUUUUUUUUUCACCAGAGGGCAAAUCAAGAAACAAAGUGACACCAUUUAGAAAAAAAAUAGGCUACAGCCCACAAAUAACAGCAUAAAUAUCUAGUAAAUAAAACUAUUCUGGGUUUAAUGUGUAAGUAACUGGGAAAAGAAAUAUCUAAAUGUGCAGAAAUUGUAUUACUUAAUUCAAAAACAGGAGAAAUUAGAAAAAAGUACUUUUUAAAAUUAAUUAUUUAUUAAAUUUAUUAAUUUAUAAAUUGUAGUAACUUUUAUUUUGAAAUGACAUAAAAAUAACUUUGGGAAAUUGCACGUACAAGGGGUUUUAAAGAAAUCUAGUGUACAUUAUUGCUGCUGGAGAUCAAAAAUUGAGUUUAUGUUAGGUGGAUUCACUAAUUAUUUAAUAAAAAGCACUCGUGGUGUAAUUUAUUUCAAAAUAUAAGUUGUAUUUCCUGUUUUCUUCCCUUGAAGAAGCCCAGUCAGUGUUUUUGCUGGUACCUCACAGUGUGUGAUUUGUGGGCUGUAAUCUAAAUUUAAAUUAUAUUCAAACACCACCGUUGAGUCUGCGUUGCCUCAGAAGUUUGCAUCUUAAUUGUUGUAAAUUUUGUACAGUUUGAAAACGUGUUGAUCGUCUUGUUUCAUGAGCGCUAUUUAUUAUUGCCAUGUGUCUUUGAAAAAGAUGUAAAAGAGAGCACUGAAUUUAUUCAUUUAUGCCUUCUGUGUAAUGGUAUGAACUGUGUACAGUCAAAUCUAUAAGAGGAAAAUAAAGCUGAAUCGUCUUUGGGUUA
Messenger RNA from Acanthochromis polyacanthus (spiny chromis), 3353 nucleotides. It is a transcript of the gene lhx4, whose product is annotated as LIM homeobox 4. Gene Ontology annotation, biological process: regulation of transcription by RNA polymerase II; neuron differentiation. Bases 175 to 1344 code for a protein of 389 amino acids. The record is from RefSeq and is a predicted model, not a curated record. The transcript has 6 exons. Gene Ontology annotation, cellular component: nucleus. NCBI's taxonomy places the organism in Eukaryota, Metazoa, Chordata, Actinopteri, Pomacentridae. Gene Ontology annotation, molecular function: RNA polymerase II transcription regulatory region sequence-specific DNA binding; DNA-binding transcription factor activity, RNA polymerase II-specific.